Messenger RNA from Peronospora matthiolae, 378 nucleotides. Lineage: Eukaryota; Oomycota; Peronosporomycetes; Peronosporales; Peronosporaceae. The record is from the annotation of a GenBank genome assembly.
AUGGAGGUGGAGGAGGAGGAAAGACGCUCUCCACACGAUCAUGUGGAUCGGUGUGUUCCCGAGAGCUUCUUUGAUCGCGUAACGCAAGGGUUACGCGACGAUCUCGAACAUGAGCGGAAUAGGCGUCUCCAAAUGGCGGACACUGCCUCGAAGCAUCGAGCUGAGUUUGCCUUUGCUCAGCUUGAGAACGAGAGAUCUCUGACAUCUCUUCGUGACGAGCUAAGGGUAGCUCGUGGGAUUGCUGAUCGGUCUCGGGAUGAGAUAGCAGCUCUUCAGACCCUUGUUGCCCACCAUCGGGAGCACAAGGCUCUCUGCGAGAUGCUUGAGCGCAAGGGCGUUCUUCAUCGGAAGAAGCAGCGUACUGAUGGUACGGCUUAA